AUGGCACCAAUCCGCCGGUACCUCCGCAUAACUAAAUACUCUGUUAUCGAAUGCCGAAUCUACCUCGACAACCCUGCCCUCGUUCACACCUGGCUCCUCAACCCGAGAAAGCCCGUCCUGCCGAAGAUCAUCGAGAGCGUCCGCCCAUUCGUGCUCCCCAAGCUCCGCGAAGAACGAGAACGCAGCCGAAAGCGAAGCACCAAGAAGAAGGGCAUCAAGGAUGUAGUAGUCGAAGACGACUUCGAGGUGUCGAUAUUCCUCACCGAGACAAGCACCCGUCAUGCGCUGCUUACGAAGCACAAGUACUUCCACGACACGACGCAGACUAAGCUGACUUCCAACUCGACCCGUUUGAUGGGCGCGACUAGCGAUGCCCCUGUCGAUGUUGAUGUCACGGCCGAUAUGACCGCAGUGCUACGCGAGGAAAGCGACGACGACGACGACGACGCUGCAGCAACCCUGGCCGCCAUCCCAACGGUAGAUGAGACAGCGUAUAGUAGCAGCGGCAGGCCGCCCAAGCGCCCACGCAGGAGCACAGAAGCAGAAGUAGACACAGAUCCUAAUGCGGCCGCUGGCGGAAAUAACGCAGUCGAGGUCGUAUCGGACAGCCAGGGAGACUCUGAGGGGGCGGACGACAGUGGCCUGUUCGUGCAGCAGCAGAGCCCAGAGGAUGACCCGAGCACGAGGCCGCCACCGGCAAAACGCCGCAGAGCGGUAGCGGCCAGCGGGGAAGAUGGUAAUAGCGAGGAAAGCGACGAUGACAAAAAGAAACUGGCCAUGGAUAUCUCAUACGAGGGAUUUUCUAUCUACGGCCGCGUGCUCUGCCUCGUUGUCAAGCGUCGUGAAGCCGCCGGCCCCCAACCGGCGGGACGAGGUGGUAGGCUAGGGACACCCGCGACGAGCGGUAGCCAUGCGACGAAACCUGGGGGCGGCCAAGCCAUGAUGGAGAGCUUCAUCAUCUCCACACAAGUACCCGCCGGCGCUGAGAUUUCUUGA
Messenger RNA from Durotheca rogersii, 996 nucleotides. RefSeq lists its product as uncharacterized. The coding region runs from base 1 to 996 and encodes 331 amino acids. Lineage: Eukaryota; Fungi; Ascomycota; Sordariomycetes; Xylariales; Xylariaceae. The transcript is spliced from 2 exons. The record is from RefSeq and is a predicted model, not a curated record.